This is a messenger RNA of Mercenaria mercenaria, 2300 nucleotides long. Its product is annotated as nucleotide exchange factor SIL1-like. The coding region runs from base 215 to 1615 and encodes 466 amino acids. The record is from RefSeq and is a predicted model, not a curated record. The transcript has 10 exons. NCBI's taxonomy places the organism in Eukaryota, Metazoa, Mollusca, Bivalvia, Venerida, Veneridae.
UAUUUUAUUAACCAAUCAGCUUGCGAUCUAUAUUCUGUUUGUUUACAUGGGAGAGCUGACGUGUGAACAACCGGCUCGUACACAUCAACAUUUACAAAAGGCUGAUGCAAGUUUUUAUCAUAUAAGACUAAAAUACAGUUUCCCACAAACUAAAAUAAUAUUGUGUAAAGUGGUUAUAGAUACGAAGGGUGAAUGCUGAAUUGAAGAAUUUUCUAUGUCAAGUAAAGUGUUCCACAUUGUGCAAGCAAUGAACGCUAUAACGGUCUUAAGUUGUGUGAUUUUGUGUCUACAUGUCUCAAGUCUCCACAGUCAUGCAGAAAGUGAAAGCGGGGCCCUCACUGUUGUCCAGCAAGAAGAUGACAAUGGUGUGAGCCUGGAGGAUGACAGUGGGGAGGAUCAAUCAACACCUGAUGCAUUGGAGCCAGACUCAGAUCCUUUUCACCCAACCAAUGAGUGGCAGACUGUUAAAGCAGGCCAAAAAAUACCAGCUGGAUUACAUGUCCGUAUGAACUUUGAGACAGGAUUAAAAGAAGCCAAGUUAAUGGAUGGGGAUAGUGAAUUCAAACACUGGAGGGAUGGUGACCGCCAAGGAAUGAUGAAUAUGGAUAAGAAGCAGUUUUCAAUGGAAGAAUUAAAGAAAGCAUUAAAAGAUUUCAAAACUACACAGCUGGAUGACACAGAUUUACAGAGAGAAGCGGAUGUGAAAAAGAAAUUUAAAUCUUACGAAGAGCUCAAAAAAGAUUUCCAUGACAUGAAUAUGGAUAUAAAGACAGAUGGAGAAAUAAUUGAAGAGUUGAUUGGGAGAUUAAAAGAGAAAGAAUUACGAAGAGAUAAUCUACUAACCACCUUAACUGACCUUGAAUAUUAUUUACAUCAGAUAGACAAUGCCAUUUUGUUUAAAGACUGGGGAGGUAUACCAUACAUACUGAAGAUAUUGAACAACACACAAGAUGAAGAGUUACAGAUUGAGGCUGCGAUGGUGUUAGGUUCAGCGACCUCUAGUAAUCCUAAAGUACAGAUAGGAGCACUAGAAGCAGGAGCUCUACAGUUGUUAUUGCGCCUCAUCUCCACUCACUCAUCUGUCGGUUUGAGGCGAAAAGUAAUGUUCUGCAUAUCGACUUUGUGCCGCCACUUUCCAUAUGCUCAGAAGAGGUUUUUGGAGCUCGGAGGAUUAAGUGCAAUAGGGAAUGUGUUUGAAGAAGCUGGAACUGAGAAACUGAGGAUCAAGGCCAUUUCAUUUCUAAAUGAUUUACUAAUGGAAAAAAAACUUACUGAAGAAAACAUGAACCCAGAUAAAUCCACUGAUAUUGAGAAGUUAAAACAGUAUAACAGUGUACCUCUUCUUGAAGCAAUGACAGAACAAGGUUGGUGCAGGCGAGUGCCAUCCCUUCUUCAAAUGCCAGACCAUGACAGUCGGGAACAAGUUCUCUUAGCAAUGAAGACACUAUUACACUCGUGUAAACAAAACUUUAUACAAUUCCGCGAUACUUUAAACAGUUUGAAAACAGAAUAUGUUCAGUUAGCGAGUGAGGAGGAAGAUGGAGAUUAUUUCACCAAUCUGGUUUCUGUGAUAGACACUUUAAUACAAGACAUUAUUAAAAAAGAUGAAUUGUGAUGUACUAAGAGUAUAACAUGAAUGAUUCAGAAAAAAUGAAAUUGAAAAGAACUGCAGUCAAACAUGAAUGAAGCCACCCACCACAGAGUGAUACACUAUGGCUGCUUAAGCCAGGUUAUUGCUUAAGACAGGUUGAAAUAAGAGCACUGUGAAUUAGGGCAGUUAGCUGACUUUCUGCUUUAGGCAAGUGGCUGCUUAAUACAGGUGGCUGCUAAAGCAAGUUUCACUGUAUCUGCAGAUUAUGUGUGAACUCUGAUAGAAUGUAUAGAUCACAUGAUUUGUUUGUUGACAGGUUUACCAGGUAAGCUCAUACGGUAGAGCACAACAGGACUGUUUGUCUAAAAGACACAGAGUUCAGAUCUUUUUUUGUGAGGCUUACGUUCUUGAUGGCAUUUGAUGAAAGACAAUACAUCUUAAUCUGUUUGUCCUCCAAAUUGCUAGCAGCUAGGGCCUCCCUGGUUGAGUGGUUAAAGUUAAUGACUUCAAGUCAAAUUACCACUGUUGAUUCAAGCCCUGUUGGGGUGAUCAUGUCAGGAGUCCAUCUUGCUUGCUUUGAGAAAGUCUGUGGUUCUACACAGGUGCCUGUUCAACCUGAAAUAAUGCCCAGAGUGGCAGCUGGAUUGCCAUCAUACCUUUCAUCGUCUGACCUGCUAUGUUUGUAUGAUUUAAAAUCCAAAUAAAUAAA